Dreissena polymorpha is the source of this 6154-nucleotide messenger RNA. RefSeq names its product coiled-coil and C2 domain-containing protein 2A-like. NCBI's taxonomy places the organism in Eukaryota, Metazoa, Mollusca, Bivalvia, Myida, Dreissenidae. Bases 219 to 5444 code for a protein of 1741 amino acids. Gene Ontology annotation, cellular component: ciliary transition zone. Gene Ontology annotation, biological process: non-motile cilium assembly; protein localization to ciliary transition zone. The transcript is spliced from 46 exons. The record is from RefSeq and is a predicted model, not a curated record.
UGCAAGCGUCUGUCAGAAAUAACUCCGCCAUUGCUAGCGUCAAGUUGAAUCUUGAAACUUUGUAAACAAACUAAUAUUUCUCAAUAUAUUUUUUAUUUAAAAGCCAGGUGUGCAUGUUAUAUUUUCAUUAGUAUAUGACCUAGCGAUAAAAUUGUGUUAUACAACGUCUCUGAUUAAAAGUUGUUACAACAUUUGCAGUUGCCAAGAACGCUUGAAAUAUGACGAGUAAUGCACGCAGAAAGAGGAAGGAUGAACGGUUGAUCCAAAGUGAAGAUGAAGAGGAGGGCAUAUCAAAUCCAUCCAUGGAAGGAGACUUACCAGAGAUGACUGGUACAGACUCAUCCCCAGAGAUGGAGGCAGCCGAGGCAGAUGCCUUAGUGAAGACGCUAAAGACGAAAAGGAGGAGGAAGAAGAAGGAGUUGGCAGAUGAAGUUAUCUCCCCCAAAGAUGACUUGGCGAGGCAGCUGAAAGAGGCGAAGAGGAAGAGUCGACAGAAAAUAGAGGAUGCAGAGCGGGAGGAAAUGGAGGAGUCGGCUCCCAUGUCAGUGGUUUCUGACGAUGGUACCCUGCCCAUGCCAGAGGAGGAAGAAAGGGAACCAGCGCCCGAGGAGGCUGAGGGGGAGGAAGUGAGGAGGCUGAGGAAGAAGAAGGAAGAGACUGAAGAGACCCUGAUUGAGGGCCCCCCAGGGGAGGAGGAAGAGACCCCGCCCCCUAGAGAGGAGGAGGAACCACCUGCCAAGCCCCCCUCCCCAGUCCCUAAAGAACCCUCAGAUGAGAUGCCCUCAAAGAGUUUGUCGAUAAGGGACAAGAUGAGAAUGAGGAUGGAGAAAGCAAAGGAGGAGGCUCUCUCAGAGGUGAAGGAGGAGGAGAAGGAGAGCAGGAAGGAGCGUCGUCUGCAGCGGGACAAGAAGCAGACAACACGAUUCGACGAGACUAAACCUUAUAUAGGAAGUCCACAUGCUUCCUUUGAGAUUGACGAAAAUGAGCUUGAUAGAAUCACAGAAGAGAAGAGGCUUCAGAGAUUAGAGAGACGGAAGAAAAUGCCUGCAAAGGGCCGAGAGGGUUUUCAGAUGCCCACAGCGGAGGAAGCGUUUGACUUCUUCACACGGGAAUGGAAGGACGAGGAAAAGGAGGAAGUGGAGGAAGGUGUGGAGAAAGCUGAGACAGAGAAGGCGGAGAAGAAGGAGGGGGAGGAGGCUGCAGAACAGGAAGGGGCCCCAAAACCUGACAAACCGGAAGACGAGCAGCCAUUGAUAACGCAGGAUGAUGAGAUGGUGUCCGACCUGCCCACUAUGAUGUGUGCUGCAUACACGCCGGAUAUCAAUGAGCAGAUCAAAAAGGAGGGCGAGAUUUACUUUGUGCCGUCUGCAGCUGAAAUUCCGGCCACUCAGAAGGUGGGAGCAGACUUCGAGGUACGUAGGCUAGAGGAUGAGGGAUUCUACGUGGGUAAGCGUCCGUCUGCAGGCUCCAGGAACCAGAACAGAAUGGAGCACAGGCUACUCAAGGAGAUUGAAAAGGGCCGAGAGAGUAGCCGGGCAUGGUUUGGAGAGGACGGACGCCUGCUAGCCCUGCCUGACCCCCUCAGAUCCCUCCCCUCACGACCCCCCAUGCCCGAGGAGGUGGAGCCCGUCCUGAAGCUCGACUACAAGAAGGCUGUGAUCCGUGAGUUUGACAACCGGUACAUAGACGGCACCACAGAGGGCAUCGGCCACUACCAGUUGGACGUGGACCUCAACCAGGUGUUCUUCACGCACCACCACCUGUACAGCAAGGAGCACGCCCUGGCACAGAAGCUCACCAGCCUCUACGAGCAGUAUGUGAUCAGGGAGAGGAAGAACAUGACCGCGUACCUAGGGGAGAAGUUAAAGGCAUUGAAGAACUCCGCCCUUCACCUUCAAGACCAUAUUGCAGCUCACAAGGUUAACUUCAGCAUAUAUAGUAGUGAGUACAACCUGACAGAUCGCUCCAACUAUGAUAGACGUCUUCAGGACUACAGGGCAGAAAUCAUUCAGACCCGCCAGCAGCGUGACCGAGAGGAGAAGACAGACCGUACACUGCUACGGCACAUCCUGGCCACGUGGAAGGCGAUCAAGAAAGAGCGGGAACUGCAGACGUUUACCAACACACCUGUCAAGCUGCAGAUCAGGAAGGAGGAUGGGAACAAGGUGGAGGAUGAGCGUGUCUGGAAACAGGAAGUCCUGGCAGAGAUUGAAGAGCUGCGCGAUGAACAUGAGCGGGAGUACAAGCGCAACAUGCUGACUUAUGAGGAGGAGAUGAAACGCUACCAGAAUCAGAUACAGGCAAAGGCUGAGGCUCAGAAGAGGGUUGACAAGAGGCGCAAGAAGAUCGGGUCAAAGCAGAGCAUAAGGAGUGGUGCUGAGGAUGAUGAGCAGCAUGAGAAAGACCUAGAGCUCCUGUCAGAGGCUGAUCUGACGCUCCCUGAUGAACCAAGCCAUUUUGACGAUGCCACGGUGAGGGAAUCCGUUGAAAAGAAGGCGAGAGAGAACCGCAGACGCCCCGGCGAGCCUAAACUGCAUCUCGAGCUCUCCAACACGGCCACAAUCACUCCAACACAGAACUGCAAUCUGGACGAGCAAAGGAGAAGAGCAGACGUCUCCAAGUGCAUGAUAUUUGUGAAGAUCCUCUUUAAUAACAAGGAGGUCUCAAGAACUAAUAUGAAGCCUCUUUCCCAGGACUUCAAAGUGAGUUAUGGUCAGAUAUACAGCAUGAAGAUCGUCCAGUGGCCGGAAAGCAUCGCAUUUCAGGUCCAUGAAAGCAUAGGGCUGGGUAGCACGCUGGUAGCGGAGUUGUGUGCUCCUAUCCCGGACACGAGUGUGACCUCGGUCUCUGUUCAACUGGAGGAUCUCGAGUUCAGCAGCGACCGCAAGGAGAAACUGAACCGGGCUGCUGUCGGAAGUGGCAUGCCGUUCACGUACGGGUCUGACAACUCCCAGCUGGAGAUCCUCAUGACCACAGGCAUCCUCACGUACAGCGUGGCCUGGGCCGUAGACGAGCAUGGGCAGGCCCUGGUACCCCCCGCCCUAGUCAACGCAAACACCAUGUUUACCCACAUGAAGAAGAUGGACCCUCUGGCUGCAAUUGGGGCCGCAGGGGUCAUGGAUCUCAAGAAGCUUGCAGACUGGUUUGCCAGCUCCCACCUUGACCCCAACGACCCCUCCAACGCUGACAUUGUUUACUUGCUACGAGGAAAGGGAGGAGACACGAGUCACCUGACCCCUGCAGAGUAUUUCCGUCUUGAGCAGCUGAUGGUGGAGUUUGACUUCGUUACCCAGCAGGAGCUUGAGGAGAACAAGCGGUUUCGACUGAUACAGCUGCGUGACGAGGAGGUCCAGGAGUUCAAGAACUACAAGAUGGUGCCGGCACAUGAGCGCGAGGUGCCCAGGGAUGUCUUCACGGAGUAUGAGCGUAAGAAGAGGGAAGAGCAGCGCCUAAAAAGUGAAGGUGACCACGACAUUGAGACUCAGAGAAUGGCUGUGAAACGAUACCGUCAGAAGAUUCGAGAUCAAGUUAUGCGUAGGUUCCGUAGACAGGCUCACAUGAAGAAUUGGGAGGACAUGGUGAAAGAAGACAUGGUUCCAAACAUUGCUUUGCUGGGGACCAGCCUGAUGAAGGUGUUUGCCCGUCGGACGCCACUGAAGCCACAGCGCAAGAAGCAGAAGAAGGUGGUCGCGCAGUCCAUCAAGGGAGACGAGGUGCGGAUCAUUGUGAACAUCAGUCGCGCACAGAAUGUUCCUGUCAGGCUGUCCGCUGCAAUGCAAGCUGGAGCUGAGUCAAACGAGUCAGGGAAUGCGUUAUGGAGGUCGGGUGCCGUGACAUCAAGGCAGGACACUAGACUGCUUGAACAGCGUUUUUAUGAUGAUUACAAACACAUUACAAUGGUCCGUCCAUUUGUUGAGGUCAUGUUCCAACACCACUGUAUAAGAACCUCAGUUGGAGAUGGCUCCAACCCCAGUUUUAACGAGGAACUGGAGGUACCUUUCAGGGCUCCAUUUGAUGAUUAUUCCCCUGGCAACCUGCAGACUGUGCCAGAUGCCGUCUUCUUGAAUAUCUUCGAUGAAGUUGUUGUAGACAUACAGGAGGAUGACCGGGAGCGUGGUCGCAUGGUCCAUCAGAGGAUUGAGAAGAAAUGGCUGGGCAGUCUCAAAAUACCCUUCACCACCAUAUACUUCAAUGGAAAGAUUGAUGGCACAUUUCGUGUGAACGCCCCACCAGUGUUGCUUGGUUACGUGUACGAGGGUUUGAGCCACGGGCCAGACGACAUCGGGAUCAACAAGGACCUCAAGACCCUUCUGGGCCUUUUCAUCUCCAUACAACCACCCCUCACUCAGCCUGAACCCGUGAAAGAAAGGUUCUCAACCAAUGAGGAUGAAGCAACAAUGGUCCAGGCUGACCAAUGGAAGGAGCAGAUUUCAAGUCGAUUCACACCAAAGCGGGAACUUAAAACAUUCGUGACAGACGUGAACUUCAAGUCAGUGUUUAUCACCCGCUACUUCCGACCAAUCAAUCCGCCAGAUGAGUUCACUGGGAAGGGACCAGAGUUGGUGGCCAGGUACGUCAGUCUGAUCCCAUUCGUGCCAGAUGCAGCCAUCUUCCCUGGUCUCUGUGAUAUCUGGAACACCUGUGAUCAAUUUCUGGCCAUGCUGUCGGGUGAUGAAGAGGAACAUGCCAUCCUCCUGGUGAACUAUUUCCUGCACAUGGGCAUCAAGGCAUGGCUCAUCUGUGGCAAUGCCAUACCCGAGGGUCCCACUGCCUAUGUACUUACAGAGGAGGCUAACGUCCACUAUAUCUGGAAUCCGUCCUCGGGGGAGAGAUUCCGCACCAACGAUGCCACCUGCCCUCUGCGUAGCAUCGGAUGUAUUGUGAAUAAUGAGAAUAUCUGGGCCAACAUUCAGCCGUAUGACAAGCCAGAUCAGAUGAUGUACAGCUUGACAGAAACCUCAUGCUGGGAACCACUGUUCAACAACAGCAGACGCAACCCUGGCCUGCAGAGCAUACAGCCAGAGCGUCUGUACUACCUGCAGACGGACAAGGACUUUGUGACGGAGCUACAGGAGAAGAUCCAGCAUGUGCUCAAGAACAAGGUCAUGGACUGGCGCAGCCGCUACAUCACGCGCUGGAACAGACACUGCUCCCAGAUCAUGAGGAAGACCCUGCCACUGCUUGAAGAGUCCCUGGGAAAGAGUGUCGAUCAGGACCACAUCAAGGAACUGGAGGCUUCGUUCUCCUCCUACAAGGUGUCAGGUUUCCCAAUCAACAUGCCGUUCACAGAAGUGGAUCCAAUCGUGGAGACAGUGUAUGCCACUGGGGUGCACGGUCACGAGUCAAACGAGAUCGAGUUUGCAUUGGCGGUCUACGUGCACCCUUAUCCAAACUCUGUCCUUUCUGUGUGGGUGUACGUGGCCUCGCUAAUGAAAAACCGCUAGAGAGACUGAGGGCAGACUAGGGCCUGUAUCCCCACCAAACAUGCAUAGACUUGAGUUUAAGAAUAAAUAAUAUUCUUUUUACCCUUUACCACUUAGAUACGUUUUUUGACACAUUUGUAGUCACUUAGAAAGUUAGAUUUUAUUAAAAAUCUUUCUUACAAGAUUCAAGUUUUAAAGGCUUCAUUUCAAACCCUUAGAUGCUGAUGAGCAGCAAACAGCAUAAAACCGGAACAGACUGCGAGUUACUCGCACGCUGUUCUGGUUUUAUGCUGUUUGCACAUAGCCAUUUUCACUUUUGCUUCCGAGUGGAAAAGGGUUCAUUGUAAUAUUUAAGAUUUGCUUUAAUUUUGAGUCAAACUUAUUACCAGCCUCUAUCUACAUAAUUAUUUAUGUAGAACAUUUUGUUAAGGACAUUAUCACCAGUGAAAGCCUGUAUAUAUUCAAACGCCAGAAAUGUUUUUCUUGCAUCAAAGUCUAUUUUUUAUUCUUAAGUCUAAGAAUGGGUUGGUGAAUAUGGGCCUAGAUGAUAGACUGAUUAUGAGAACAUGGGAAUGUGUUUAAAGUUUGGACUUGAUGAGAGCGAUGGACCGCCCAUAUUUUAUCAUGAAUCUGUGAUAAUACAUUUUAGUAAUUUGUGACCUAGGUUUUAUUUAAUUUAGGAAGUGUGUAUCAUGGUAUACUAGUAUAUUUCAAUAAAUAUCUGUAAAAGA